AUGCAUGUUAUGGUUGAUCCAUCUGAAGUUAAACGCUUUCUUCUAUUUCUUAAACUUUACGGCAUCAGUCAUGAAGUUCUUAUUGCUAAUGUGCAAAGCAUAAUUGACACUGAAACAGAGGCGAAUGCUAGAUACUCAAAUACUUUUGGUUGGAAGCGUUACAAUACCUUGGCUGAGAUUGAAACUUGGUUGGAUGGCAUACUAGAGAAAUACUCGAAUGUGACUGAAGAAUUUGUAGUAGGAACAUCCUACGAAGGACGCACUAUACGAGGCAUAAAGAUCUCCUACAAAGAGGGCAAUCCGGGAGUCAUUAUUGAGUCGAAUAUUCAUGCCAAUGAAUGGAUCACUUCGGCCACAGCAACUUGGUUCAUCAAUGAGCUGUUGAGCUCGGAGAAUCAAGUAGUCAGAGAACUGGCUGAGAAUCACGAUUGGUAUAUUGUGCCUGUGUUGAAUGUGGACGGGUUUGUUUACAGUCACGAAAAGAAUCGCAUGUGGCGCAAAACGCGUCAACCUUCGAAUUUCUCAAGCUGCAUUGGCGUUGAUCCCAAUCGCAACUACGAUUCGCAUUGGAUGCAGAAUGAUGGCGCCUCUGAUGAUCCCUGCUCUCAGGUUUAUGGAGGACCUCAUGCUUACUCUGAGCCAGAAAUAAAAGCCAUGUCUGAGUUUAUAUUUAGUAUCAAGGAUAAAGUGAAUGUUUUGCUAGCUUUUCAUUCAUAUGGUCAAGUGCUGCUCUCUCCCUAUGGCCACACAGCUGAAGAAUUCCCAGAGAACUACGAAGAUCUAAUGCAGGUGGCCAAAGCAUAUGCCGAUGCAGUUGGAACUCUUUCCUAUGGCAGCGUAUUUCAAUAUGGUUCCGUAGCCAGCGUUCUUUAUCAAGCAACUGGCGCUACAAAUGAUUGGGCUUAUGAACAGGGUAUUUUAAUAUCCUACACAAUUGAGUUUCGGGAUUCUGGUAAUUUUGGUUUUGUGCUUCCGCCCGCUUUUAUUUUACCCAAUUGUGAGGAAACUUUGACUGGCAUUAUUGCGUUGCUUGGCGAGUGCCAAAAAUUGGGCUAUCUAGAUGCUAAAUAAAUAAAUUGCUCAAUAAAUUCAUUAAGAUUGCUUUCACGAUAAAAAACUAGAGUUUA
This is a messenger RNA of Drosophila albomicans, 1127 nucleotides long. Its product is annotated as zinc carboxypeptidase-like. Gene Ontology annotation, biological process: proteolysis. Lineage: Eukaryota; Metazoa; Arthropoda; Insecta; Diptera; Drosophilidae. The transcript is spliced from 4 exons. Gene Ontology annotation, molecular function: zinc ion binding; metallocarboxypeptidase activity. The record is from RefSeq and is a predicted model, not a curated record. The coding region runs from base 1 to 1071 and encodes 356 amino acids.